AUGGUGGGAAUUGAUUUGAUCCGAGAAAAUGAAGACAAUGUUUGGGUUAUUCGAGAUUGCUUAAAAACUGCAUCUGAUUAUCAGAAAUCAUAUGCGGAUUUGAAAAUAAAAGAUACAAAAUUUGCUGUUGGCGAUCAGGCAUUCUUAAAAGUCUCACCAUGGAAGAAAGUGUUGCAUUUCGGCAAGAAAAGAAAGUUAAGUCUGAGAUUUAUCAGACCAUAUGAAAUUGUUGAAAGAAUCGACCCUGUAGCUUAUAGAUUAGCUUUGCCCUCUGAACUUGAGAAAAUUCAAAAUAUGUUUUAUGUUUCGUUGCUGAGACAGUACAGAUUUGAUCCUUCGCAUGUGAUUUCUUAUAGUGAGAUUGAGUUACAACUAGAUUUGACGUAUUCGGAGGAACCAGUGAGAAUUUUAGCUCGGGAAGUCAAAUAA
Molecule: messenger RNA, 429 nt
Organism: Gossypium arboreum
Lineage: Eukaryota; Viridiplantae; Streptophyta; Magnoliopsida; Malvales; Malvaceae
Exons: 1
Coding region: 1-429 (142 amino acids)
Source: RefSeq, a predicted model, not a curated record